CAUCGGGCAGGGUCCAUCCUGCUGGGCACUGGGCACGGGGCCAGCCCUGGGGCCGCCUGGGGACGGGUGCUCACCCGGGACAUUCUGCCCCCCGUGCCACCAGAGCCCCAGGGAUCCUCGGUGCCACCACCUGCCCCACGGUCUCGGUGCCAUGCAGAUCCUGAGGUGCCCAGCCCAGCUGCGGCUUCUGGAGGAGACCCUGCGGAAGAGCCUGCCCACCACCCUGCCGGUCCUGGGGACUGUGAUGACGGUGGCCCGGGGGAACCCGGCCGCCCACGAGGUGCUGGUGGACUCCUGGCCCGAUUUUGGCAUCGUCCUGACCCGCCUGCGUCCAGAGGAGCACAAGGACCCCAAGGAUCACUACACCAACCAGCUGGCCGUGUUCUACCGGGACAAGGGGGCCCUGCAGGCGCUUCUGGGGGGCCCCGAGGCGGUGGUCCAGGCACGAGCCUUCCAGAUACUGGGCCUGCAGGAGGGGCUGGAUGAGGCCGUGCGGGAGGCGGCCGGUGCCAAGGGGCUGCACGUGGAGACCAUCCGGUACCUGGGACUGAUGAGCCCCGAGCCCCCCCGACCCCGUGCACAGUUGCCCCCGGGCCUGCGCCUGGCGCCCGUGUCCCCGUCCCACGUCCCGCUGCUCAACGCCACGUGGGCCCUGGGUGGCAACGCCCGCAGCCGGGCCUUCCUGCUGGGGCUGGUGCGGGCGCUGCCCUCCGCCUGCCUGCUGGGCCCGCGCGGCCGCCCCGUGUCCUGGACCCUGCUGGACGCCCAGGGCUGCCUGCGCCACGGCUACACGGUGCCCGCCUGGCGCGGCCGCGGCCUCACCGGCCUCACCAUGGCCGCCAUGGGCCGGGGGCUGCACGCCCGCGGCUUCCCCAUCUACUGCACCGUGCUGCCCCACAACAGGGCCGCGCUCAGCGCCCUGGGCGCCAUUGGCUUCGUCACACAGCCUGGAACAUUCUACGUCAUCGUGGGGACGCCCAAGUAGCGCCCGGGGAGGGGGUGGAUGUGCUCGGGGUGGGGUGACCUGGGCCUGGGAGGGGACUGGAUCCCUACCCCAGUGACCACCGUCCAGAGGGGAACAGCCUGACCGCCACGCUGAGCUUGGGGAGGAGCUGCUCUCUCUGGUCCCUACUGAGCUCGGAGCCUGGAGCAAUUCACCCCGGUCCCUGCUGAUGGCACAGGGGGGAACACCCUGAUUCCUCACCGAGCUCAGGUCUGGAUCUGUUCACCCCGGUCCCUGCUGAUGGCACAGGGGGGAACACCCUGAUUCCUCACCAAGCUCAGGUUUGGAUCUGUUCACCCCCAUCCCUGCUGAUGGCACAGGGGGAACACCCUGAUUCCUCCCUGAGCUCAGGUCUGGAUCUGUUCCCCCCGGUCCCUGCUGAUGGCACAGGGGGGAACACCCUGAUUCCUCACCAAGCUCAGGU
Molecule: messenger RNA, 1427 nt
Organism: Pseudopipra pipra
Lineage: Eukaryota; Metazoa; Chordata; Aves; Passeriformes; Pipridae
Product: glycine N-acyltransferase-like protein 3
Exons: 5
Coding region: 152-985 (277 amino acids)
Cellular component (GO): mitochondrion
Molecular function (GO): glycine N-acyltransferase activity
Source: RefSeq, a predicted model, not a curated record